This is a messenger RNA of Podarcis muralis (Common wall lizard), 3192 nucleotides long. The record is from RefSeq and is a predicted model, not a curated record. NCBI's taxonomy places the organism in Eukaryota, Metazoa, Chordata, Lepidosauria, Squamata, Lacertidae.
AUGUCGCUGCGCAAACCCCGUAAGGCGGGAUUUGGAAGCAAGAGUGAAGAAAUGAUGCAGUUUGGUCCAUUUGGCUACAUGAAUUCCCCACAACUGGCUCAUUUGGCAGCUUCUUUAUAUGGCUACCGCUCGGGUUUCCCGCAGAUGUUCCCCCAGCAGCCUAUGUUGCCCCAGCAGAGAUUUCUCCUCUGGCCACAGCAGACACCAGUGCAUCAAGUCGCCAGGCUGCCUCCACGCAAACCUCACCAAACUCCAGUGGCCAGGCAGCCAAACAUCAGGCCGCAGCCAAGGCCACAGUUAAAACCACAACUUCCGAGGCGUCCGCAGCCACAACCACGAUUACAGCCGCCACCAAAGCAGCCUCAAAAUACCUACCCUUCUCAGACUCAUCAACAAGUGCUGGUUCAUCAACCCCAAAGGGGGAAGCAGCAACAGCCUCAGAUGUUUGAUCAUGGAGGCUUCCAACAGCAACCAUUUGGUCCAUAUCAGGGAGCCCCCUAUUAUGGAUAUGGCUACCUUGGGAUGGGAGGCAGACCUCCGUAUUCUGAAGAAAUGCUUGAGCAAGACUUUGAAGAGGCAAAAGAAAAAGAAACCCCAACAGCUGAUCCCGCAACCAACUCGACAGUCUUGGAAACAAAUUCAACCAUCUCUAAUCAACCAAGCCAGGCAGCGAAUGGCACUUCUUCUGGGCUCAGUACAGCAGGCAAUGGGGCUAAUUCGCCAGGCCUUGAGAGGAACUUGCUCAGUGGAAACGGGAUCCCAACACCGUCACCCACGGCUCGUGUGUCGGCAAGGAAUGGAGCAACAUGGAAUGGCAUUGAUCCCUCAAGUCAAAGGCCUCCAUCUCCAGAUGUCAAUGCCAUUCAAAGCUUUCCUUCAGGGGGCCAACAACCCCCAGGGUAUGGUGCACAUGUCUAUAAGCCCCAACCAGAUAUGGGAGAUACAAGGCACAAUGCUUUGAUUUCUAGAGGAAACCCCUCUACCCAAACUGAAAACCCAAAAAAUUCCUUGGCUUAUGGAGAGUACUCUAACCACAGAGGCAAUCUCCAGAAUACAAACAGCAACCCUCCCUCAGUAAACAAUAGACCUAACUUAUAUGAGCAACAAGGGCAACCCCAUUAUCUUGAGAGGAACCCAUCAGGUCAAAGAGAAAGAGUGCCUUUUCCUAGUUCUGAUCCACAAGCCCAGUGGAAUAAAGUUCCAGUCUACAGGGAUAAUGGUCUAAAUCCUUCCCCAUCUGAAGGCCGUUCCCUGGAUUCACAGUUUAAUACAGCAGGACGAGUUGAGGAUGUCUAUAAUGAAAGAGAAUACACUGAACGGCAUCAGCCUUCUGGAAUGCACCGAACAAGCGCAUUUUCCCAUCAGGAAGCAUUCUCAGCCACAAGCAGAACUCCAUUUGAAGCAGAAUCCCGGCGGUAUGAGUGGAAGGAGAAGCCCUUUAUUCAUCCAGAUCGUGAAAGAGAACAAUUUCAAUCUUCACAAAACCGGAGGUGGAACAACCAAGAAGAUCCACAGGUCUUCCGAGAUGCUCCUCCCAGGUAUAACUCGGUGUAUUCAUCUGGUUCUUUUCAACGAACAGGACAUGCCACUUACUCUGAAAGGGAUCUCAAUGGCCAACAAUCCCAUUCCUUUUAUCCCAGAGGAUGGGAGGAUAGAGAACAUUCACCCACAAUGAGCCCAGCAAACCAAAGAGAAAGUCCACCAUAUUCUCCAGAUUUGCCUUCAAAUCAGAUGCAAAGAAACACCUAUCACAGAAACGUUCUGCAGGAGCGUGAACCCUAUCCCAGGCAAAACCCAUGGACUCAAGAAAAACAGGUGCUUGAUCUCGACAGAGAGUACAGAAACCCUUCAUACAAUCCAACUCAACACCAUGCAUAUCCAAAAUAUUCUAUGGAGAAUCCAGCCAACCAAAGAAGUAAUUUGCCAUAUGAGGAAAUUAACCGGUGGACUCCAGAAGAACAUUCUCCAGUUCGUGGUGCAGAAAGAUUGAGACAAACAGAAAACACCCCAUAUCGCGUGAACAAUGCAUUCGGACCCAGAGAAAGGAAUCUGGAGAACCAAGCACCACAUUCUCCAUUACAAAGCGGCACUCUCCUCCAAAGCAGACCACAGUAUCCCGAAAGAGAUGUUUGGGUCCACCAAAUGGUGGGCCCAUCUGCUCCGAAAGAAACUUCGCCCUACUUUAAUACCUACCCCACAGACUUCAGGAAAAGCCCAGCGCAUGCUGAAGACACAGAGGGAGCCAUGCAUGGGAGAGCACCAAUCUCCAGUAUUGAUAUUGCAGAAAGAAGACAUCAUUCUGACACACUGAGAUACCCAGGUGAUUACCCAAGAGAACCCAGAACUGUUACCUUACACACAACUGACAGCCACCUGUGCUGUGCAGGUGACCCCCCAGUGCCAAGAGAGAACUUACUGGCACCACUGCAAAGCGCUCCUCGUUUCCAGUUUGCUUCAUGGGAGCAAAAAGGAAGCUCGACAUAUCCAGAGAGCAACCAUGCAAAGCAUGCCAGGCAUGCCCCUUACCCAGCUGGCAUUCAGUCUAAUCACAGGGAUAUUUCUCUAAAAACUGGGAAAACAAAAUCACAGAGAGAAAACUUGGAUGCAUAUGGAGAGGAAACAGCAGGCCUACAGAAUGGUCCACCGUGCUCCAAAUCGCACCUAAGAAAACAGAAUGAACCUGAAGCCAACUAUGAAACUGGUCUACCUGCACCUAGGAACACACCUUGUUAUGGAAGCAGCAUCCGAGGUGACGGACACAAUGUCCUUGCUUGGAUCGUGGGGGAAAAUCAGUCUGAAAGGGCAGCUUCUAUGAAGUUUGUUCCUGAAAAUGUACCACCACCACCUCAAGGGAUCAGAAGUGCAGCUCAUGAUGGUGAAGAUGUUAGGAAAGGAGAAGGCGCAGCACUUGGGUUCAAGAGGACUCCAUGCUUUGGAAGCUGGUUAAAGCAGUAUUUAUCCAGCACGGGAGCUCCAUCUGGUGAUCAGCAGCACGAUCAGUUUUAUCCAGAUAACCCAUUGCCCACUAGGAAGCCAAACAUCAUGGUGCCACCUGUACCACAGCCAAUCUCUAGUACUGAUCCAUCUCAUGAUAUAGAAGAAGCACCAUUGAAAUUCAGAUCCCCAGGAGAAGAAUUGGCUGAGCAAGCAAAGGAAAGGACACCAGACUGUUUACUGUUCCCAAACAAAUGA